Molecule: messenger RNA, 1411 nt
Organism: Leptomonas pyrrhocoris
Lineage: Eukaryota; Euglenozoa; Kinetoplastea; Trypanosomatida; Trypanosomatidae
Exons: 1
Coding region: 128-1411 (427 amino acids)
Biological process (GO): DNA replication-dependent chromatin assembly; CENP-A containing chromatin assembly
Cellular component (GO): nucleoplasm
Molecular function (GO): histone binding
Source: RefSeq, a predicted model, not a curated record
AGAAAUCGACCGCAACACGCAGCGGAUCAGCCGUGAACAUACAUACGCGUAAAACUAUUCACAAACAAAUACAAGCUUUUCUUUCCAUAGAUCAACACUUCAGCGCACUCACAACUACAAGAGAAAAAUGAGCGCGCCUUCUGAUGCAUUGGCCGACAAGCCCGAGGCGGUCGAGGAGGUACAACCGACCACGGAGCCGGAGUUGGAGAGGGCAGCGGAGGCUAGUACAUCGGAGGACCACGGUAGCGAGGAGGACAGUGGCAAAGAUAGCGAAGACGCCGGCAGCGAAGACGAAGAAGGCGCAGAAGACGAGGAAGACGAGGAAGACGACGACGCGGCCUUUCAAUUUCCCACCGACGAGGCAGCGGAAGCGGAGCGCCAACGCGGCCUCGUGGCGUACAACGAGGGCCGCUUCGAGGAUGCGCUGGAUGUUCAGUACCGCGUGGUGCGCCACUUCUCCAACAAGUACGGCUCCACCUCCGCCAAGUGCGGCAAGUACUUCCUCGACUACGGCCUGUCUCAGCUGCGUCUCUUGCAAGGACAGACCACCGUGGACGACGUGCUGCAGCCCCGUGACGAGGACGCGCUCAUGACGUGCUACGUGAACUUAGAAGUGGCCCGGGUUUGCUACCAAAAGCUGGAGGCGGAGCGCGGGGAGGACGAUGUGGAGGUGGAGUUGGCCCUCGCGGAGGUGCACAACGCACUCGCCCAGCUCUCGGUAGAGAAGGAAGACUAUGACGCCGCGCUGCGGGAGUACGAGGCGGAGCUGCUGCAGUACCGCGCUCUGCAGGACGCCGCGGAGGAGCCGGACAAGUUGACGGUGGUGCCCGCCGGUCGGGUGGUGGCGGUGCUGUAUGGCAUUGCGGACUGCUUUAUGAAGGAGGGCGACUUUGAGGGGGCGGAGGAGCGUCUGCAGGCGACGCUGACGGAGGUGGCGCUGUACCCCGCCGGCACCCUCUCCGACGCCCUCCUCACCGAGCUGAAGGAAGUGCUGGCCGAGGCGCAGGAAAUGAAGGGCGGCAAGUUCCAAGAAAUCCAAGACGCGAUCAAGCAUCAAUUCGCGGCUGAGGCGGAGCAGAUCCCUAACCCGCAGGAGUUCUUCUCGAUUGAUACGGAGGGCAAACACCCGUUCCUCUCCGCCGUGCCGGGCGCCAGCGGGGACGAGGUGGGAGACCACUCCUACCUCUCCAUGCCGAUGUCCGCCAGUGGGCAGGCGCUGGCAACGAAUGAGCACAGUAAUAGUCUAUCCGUAUCACUCUUCCCUCCGCAGGGGAGCCGCAGCAACACGCCGGGUGGGCCGGUGCAGCACGCUACGGUGCGCAAGAAGCAGAAGCGCACGGGCGACGACUCCCUGUCGAACGCGCAGCCGGAGAACAAAAAACCGCGCGCAGAGCCGGCUGCGUCGUCGUAG